This is a messenger RNA of Planococcus citri (citrus mealybug), 1239 nucleotides long. Its product is annotated as zinc finger protein 83-like. The record is from RefSeq and is a predicted model, not a curated record. Gene Ontology annotation, biological process: regulation of transcription by RNA polymerase II. NCBI's taxonomy places the organism in Eukaryota, Metazoa, Arthropoda, Insecta, Hemiptera, Pseudococcidae. The transcript has 2 exons. Bases 323 to 1123 code for a protein of 266 amino acids. Gene Ontology annotation, molecular function: RNA polymerase II cis-regulatory region sequence-specific DNA binding; DNA-binding transcription factor activity.
AGUAAAGUACAUGUGUACACGUAGAAUUCAACUUCAACAUGUCGUUCCUCCCCUUUUCCUUUUCGCCGACUAUCGAAUGAAUUUGAAAAUCCACUCGCAACGACCGAGCGACGUUUGUUUUCGGUUCGCGUUUGCGUACUAAAAAUCAUUAUUUUAACCCGUUGGUCUCCGCAAAUUACAGAUACAGAAAGGGGUACUCUCUGCUCGUCAUGUUCGAUUUUUUGUGCAAGAUGGUUGUAUUGUAGUUAUUUAUAACGCGUAAUUCGUUCGGUUGCUGUGUCGUGUUGAAAAUUCUCGUUCAACGAAGAUUUUACUCGUCAGAAUGGAUCCCCUAUCCGAAAACAAUUCUGAAGAAGGGAUUGCGCUGAAUGAAACAAUAAUUAAAAUGGAACCAGAAGACGAUACAGAUACUACGAUGGAUUCGACUGGAAAUUUUCUCACCGUCUUGGUACCAGAGGAUAACGAGAAUACUGACACGAAACCUACGUUAUGUGCUUGCGGUAAUAUCAUCGAAUUAGAUCCAUUAAAUCGACAAAACACACCUAGCAACGGCGUACUUAGAUGUAAUCGUUGUCUCAGUCUGAAUUCGAGCUCUAUUCCAACGUCUCAUCAGCAAUCCAGGAAGGUACUCCUGAAUGCCAUCACGAACGCUAAAAAUACCCUACCAUUUCGUUGUCAUUACUGCAGUAAAACCUACGACGCCAAAGAAACAUUCUACAAUCAUAUUCGUAUGCACGCCAUGAAGAAGAAAAAUCCAUAUCUAUGCGGUAUGUGUGGUAAAAAUUUCAAAGAAUUGUUACAAUUCAAAAAGCAUAUCUGCGCCAGGAAUGUGCUGAAAUGUAACAAAUGCAGCAAACAGUUCGAAUCCAUUUUCCGACUCGAGAAUCAUUACUUGACUCAUAGCAAGUACAAAUGCGACGAAUGUGGAAAAUGCCUAAGCUCGAAAACAGUGCUGGAAGAGCAUAAACGAGUUCAUACGAACGAAUAUCCAUUCAAAUGUGACCGAUGUAAUCGACAGUUUAGGCAGAAAUCGAAAUAUAAUGCUCAUACAGCCGCCUGCAAAGAUGGUCAAAAUAUUAAUAAAACGCUUGAAAUUAAAGCAGAAUCUAUUUUCGUAGAUUAGUCGAUUUUCAUGAUGUAUUUCUUACGCUUGUUGAUCAGUUCGCAGUUGGCCGGAUGUCUAUUUCUGAUUACAGUUUUACACAAGGUGUGCCUUAAAUAUUAUAGAUUUUUAUGAUA